CCCGACAUCCUCAGCUCCGCCCCGCCUUCGUCAGCUGCAGCUUUGCUUCGGCUUCCCCAGGUCAGCUGACUGGUGACUUCUGGGCUCUUCAGACUGAGAAACUUGUGGUGUGCUCACUGCUCAGGAGGAGAGCUGCUGGGGGGUCCGGACACCAAGGAUUGUGUCCUCCUAUUUCUUUUUUUUAAUCAAUCCAUCCUAAGAGAGAAACCAUGACUCCGGAACAGAAGAAACUGAUGAACAUCUUCAUCUUGGGCUUUGCCUUUAUGUUCAUGUUCACUGCCUUUCAGACUUGCGGCAAUGUUGCGCAAACUGUUAUCUCCAGUUUAAAUAACACAGAAUUCCGUGGCAGUGGUUACACAAGCAUGGCCAUCAUAUAUGGAGUGUUUUCAGCUUCCAAUCUUAUAGCUCCUUCUGUAGUUGCCUUGAUUGGCUGUCAACUUUCAAUGUUCGCGAGUGGUUUAUUUUACAGUGCCUAUAUUGCAAUGUUCAUCCAGCCCUACACCUGGUCAUUUUACACAUUGUCUGUUUUAAUCGGGAUUGCUGCUGCUGUGUUGUGGACUGCCCAAGGCACCUGUCUGACUGUGAACUCCGAUGACAAAAGCAUUGGACGGAAUAGUGGUAUCUUCUGGGCUCUACUGCAGUUCAGUAUGCUUUUCGGGAACCUUUAUAUCUACGUUGCAUGGAAAGGAGAAGCUACCAUAUCAGAUAGGGAUCGCAGGACAUUGUUUAUUGCCCUCACUGUCAUUAGUUUGGUUGGGACAUUCCUUUUUUUCCUUAUUCGAACACCAGCGUCCAACACCAUCCAACAGAACGAGGAGGAUGACGGAAGCUCUGAGAUCCUUGAAAGCAACUUGACUUCACAGAGCAACAUGUCAAAAGCAGUGGAUGCCUUUGUAAAAUCUUUGAAGCUGUCCAUCACCAAAGAAAUGCUGCUGCUAAGCGUAUCUAUGGCUUACACAGGUUUUGAACUCACCUUUUAUUCUGGUGUGUUUGGCACUUGUGUUGGCGCAAUCAACUGGUUCGGAGCCGAUGCUAAGAGCUUAAUUGGUCUAUCUGGAAUAUUUGUUGGCCUUGGAGAAGUUUUAGGUGGAGCAGUCUUUGGAUUACUCAGCAAGAAUAGUCGCUUUGGCAGGAAUCCAGUCUUUCUGUUUGGUCUUGUUGUUCAUUUUCUUGCUUUCUACCUGAUCUUCCUCAGUAUUCCUAGUGAUGCCCCUAUUGCCUCACGUGAUGGGACUUACAGUCGAGCGUAUGUAGAUCCUAGCAAAAUCCUGUCCAUGUUCUGCAGCUUUCUGUUGGGUUUAGGGGACAGCUGCUUCAACACUCAGCUCCUCAGUAUUUUGGGGACCUUGUACUCAGAUGACAGUGCACCUGCUUUUGCAAUAUUCAAAUUUGUGCAGUCUAUCAGCGCAGCUGUUGCAUUCUUUUAUAGCAACUACCUCCUCCUGCAGUGGCAGCUGUUAAUCAUGGUGAUAUUUGGAUUCUUUGGCACCAUCUCAUUUUUCUUUGUGGAGUGGGCAACGGUCAGCUUGAAUCCUCAAGAGACUCGCUACGGCAGUAUCUGAUGAAGAUGUGCUGCUCCGCCGCUGCUGGUUUACGGAGUGAAAAGGUUCAGAGCUUGUCCAGCACCUUAGAGGUUAAUUAAGGAACAUUUGGAUCUGCGCUGGCCGCAGGACAUUCCCUAGAGCUACUCUGUGCUACUUUUUUUGGAUUCAGGACAACUUUGACGUGACCAUAAUGCACUCUGUCCCCAGUGUCUUCUGGGAAAAGGGAAAACAUAUGGCAGUGAUUCACAGACCUUGAUAGUGCAAUAGCUGCUACGCUUCUUUGCCUGCUGUUAUUACUUGAUCAUGUUUUACUUCUGACAAUUACAAAGUCUGAUUACUCACAACCCUUUGAUCACUGAAUGCAAUGAACUUUAUCAGGCAUCACACUCCAUGCCCUUUUUACCAUGUGAUAUUUUAAUGGCAGUUUUAUAUAUGGAUGUGGGGGGUCUAUCGCACCGUGACUAUAUAGCUAGAAAUACUUGAUGCAAAAAAUUCCUGUUAUGUCCGAUUUUGAAAUUGUGUUGGUGCCAAACUGUAUCCCACACACUUUUUUUAAUUUUUUUUUCACUUUAAGGAAUGUAUAGUUAGCCUUUUUCAGCCAUCAUCCAAAGUUUUUGGUAUGUUUUACACUGCUCUUGCUAUUCUGUAAAUUGUUUGCACUCAGGUCUUUUUAAAAACGAA
This is a messenger RNA of Rana temporaria (common frog), 2225 nucleotides long. It is a transcript of the gene MFSD11, whose product is annotated as major facilitator superfamily domain containing 11. The transcript has 14 exons. The record is from RefSeq and is a predicted model, not a curated record. The coding region runs from base 210 to 1562 and encodes 450 amino acids. NCBI's taxonomy places the organism in Eukaryota, Metazoa, Chordata, Amphibia, Anura, Ranidae.